CUAUCAAACCCAAGCAGUCCUAGAAAAUGGACUUCUACAACUCCGUCCUCGCCGGCCUGCCGGAGAAUACCUGGAACACGCGGUGUAUCGCGCAGCUCCCCAUCGCGCAGGAUACCAACUUCACCAACGGGCUUAUUCAUCUGGUGGACGCGAAUGGUAGGCCGAUGAGCAGCUUCACGAGCGAUACGUGGGGCGUUGCGAUCGGGGAUUGCUACGAGUACUGUAACAUGGCGCGGGUUCCAUACUCGUUCGACUUCCAAGUCUUCGCCGCAGCAUUCACAAACUUCCUGCUUCCCUGGCUCGCCCUGACCGCGCAACUGCCCUACGAAACCAGCAGCCCCUGGGACAACCUGCUCUCGCUGUGCCUCUCGGUCGGCUCCCCUGCGCUGAUAACCUACUCGCUCGCCCUCACUAUCCUGAACCGCUACAGUCUGCGCACGCGCUGGCACACGCUCCAGCAAACAGCCCUCUCCCGCGCCGUCCACGACAAGUACUCCGACUUCAGCGUGCGCAUCAAAGCAAUCCAGUACCUCUUGCAAGAAGCGCAGCAAGUGCCGCUCCGAGCGAGCCAGGAGCGCGGUUGGCUGAGUAGUCUGAUCGUCGGACCGAAGAAUCAGGCAUGGUGGCGGAAUGUGCAGCGCAGACUCAUCCGAACGCGUCGCGGUGUUACGUUCUCUCUCGUUGCGCAGAUUCUGGCCGCGGGUAUUGCAUGGCUGUUUACGGUGACGAGUGCGUUCAUAGAGAGUCGCGGGGAUAGAGUGGUGGCGAAUCAACUGAGUAGCGGGACGCUGUGGCUUUGGUUGAUUCCAGUUAUUUGGGGAUGGGUGACGGUGGGGACGCAGAUUGGGAGCGACACUAUUGAUGAGGCGCUGAGGGCGGAUAUUGCGUACCGGGCGAAGGAACCUCCGAUUGCGAGCGAGUCGUCUGUCACCGAGAAAGGGGAGCAGCGGGGUAUCAUGGUCCGAUCCGUUCCACCGGUAACGAACCUAGAGCUGCCAGGAUGGAUGGGGGCCGACAUCAUGGGCGACGAGAAACACGAAGGGCCCAUCUUCAACUAUGCCAGGGUGUUCACCUGGUGGCAGCUAGCCCGGACCAUCGAAUUGGCCCUAACUACGUCCGUAAACAGCAUUGCCGCCGGACAGACUUGCAAGCCAUCACAGGAAAAAGAAAAUCUAGCUGGCGACUCCUACACUACGGCUCAGUAUUGUGGGCUCGAUUUGAGCCGUGGUCAGAUUCUGGCAUAUCCGGAGUGGGACGAAAUCACAGCGAACGUCUGGAAACGGAUCGCCAUUGCUAGUUUCGUUGCGAUAUUCGUCCAGUGGGGUACGACUGGCCCCGGGAUCCUGAUAGCGUACUUUACACCCACGAAGGGCGUUGGAUGUCGAACCGCCGGGUAUCUUGUAUAUGGUGGUCUGGCGACACUCGUCUGGAUAUUGCUGGCCGCAUCGAUGAUGUUUUCCCAUGCCGCGCUUCUGCGAUACCAGCGAGAACACCGCCUAGCGCCCUCGAUGGACUUCCGCAGACCGUCUAUAACUCCAACGGCGGAGCAAAGCCAAGCACCGCAAGGCUACGAGCGCACAAAGACUCAUUCACUCCUUUGCGGAUUGGCCGUCAUUACCCGCUUGCUUGGCAAGACCAUCGCGAUCGGAAAUACGAUCUGGCUGGUGCUCACUGCUUUGCUGGAAUACACGGGUGUCUAUGAUCGGUGCUACUGCCGAGGGAACCAGACGGGGCUUGGGAUAGAUAAGGGUUGGCUGGUGCUGUUCAAGACGGAGAAUGACCUGAGUGCCAUGGCGACGUCGCCCUGGGCUGGAGGCGUUGCUAUGAGUAUGCUUGUUUGCAUUGGAAGUUAUCUCUUCUUUUGGCUGGGAAGUCGGAGGAGCACGAGGGAGACUUGAUUGCUUCGCUGACCCUAGAGACACGGUUGAGGGGUAGCUUGGAGGGUCGUUACUGAGCAUUCUCCUUCCGCGGCGAUUUUGAGCAUGGGCUCUCAUUUCUGUUAAAUAGGCGGGGCCAUUGUUCAGUCGGCAGGACGGAGCUUGAAUGUCUUGUCUUGGUCGAGUAAUCUUCGAUCGAGCUUUCGAAGUAAGCUAGCGCUGCCUGUUCAGAGACUCAGCUGCCGGAAUCGACGUUG
Trematosphaeria pertusa is the source of this 2134-nucleotide messenger RNA. RefSeq lists its product as uncharacterized. The transcript is spliced from 4 exons. The coding region runs from base 27 to 1898 and encodes 623 amino acids. Lineage: Eukaryota; Fungi; Ascomycota; Dothideomycetes; Pleosporales; Trematosphaeriaceae. The record is from RefSeq and is a predicted model, not a curated record.